Molecule: messenger RNA, 1776 nt
Organism: Gambusia affinis (western mosquitofish)
Lineage: Eukaryota; Metazoa; Chordata; Actinopteri; Cyprinodontiformes; Poeciliidae
Product: GTPase IMAP family member 9-like
Exons: 2
Coding region: 101-982 (293 amino acids)
Molecular function (GO): GTP binding
Source: RefSeq, a predicted model, not a curated record
ACUAUAAAACACAAGCAGCAUUAAAAGGAGAAUUAUUUGCAAGCAAGAAAUCAACAGCACACAUCAUCACAGAUCAACUUCCUGCAAGAAGACAGUGAAAAUGGCUGCUGCUGAAAUGGAGCCAGAUCUCAGGAUUGUUCUUGUUGGGAAAACUGGAGUUGGUAAAAGUGCAACAGGAAACACCAUUUUAGGAAAGAAAGCUUUUGAGUCUGAACUCUCUCUUUCCUCUUGGACAUCGGAGUGUAAGAAGGAAACUAAUAGUUUUGCUGGUCUAAAUCUGGCUGUUAUUGAUACUCCAGGUCUGUUUGAUACACAUAUGAGUAAUGAAGAGGUUGUGAAAGAAAUCGCUAAAUGCAUCAGCAUGGCGGCUCCUGGUCCUCAUGUCUUCCUGAUUGUUCUCCAACCGACCAGAUUCACAGCAGAAGAAAAACAAACAGUGGAAAUAAUUCAGAAAAUGUUUGGAGAAAAAGCUGCCAGAUACACCAUGAUCCUAUUUACCCAUGGAGACGAGCUGAAAAAGGGAAACAUUAAAAUAGAAAAACUGUUAGAAACAUCCCAACCUCUAAAACACAUCAUCAGUCAGUGCUCAAUCCUGGAGAAAUUUAAAGAUAAAUAUCAUGUUUUUGACAAUGAAGUUGAGGAUUCUGCUCAAGUUGGUGGACUGGUGAAGAAGAUCAACAGAAUGGUUCAGAGAAAUGGAGGAAGUUUCUACACCAGUAAAAUGUUUAAAGAGGCAGAAAGAGCCAAGCAAGGAGAAAUGAAACGACUCCUCAAAAAAAAUCCAGAUAUGAAUCCUGAGGAUGCAAGAAGACAGGCAGAGAGAAACAACUCAUUUAUCGGGGCUGUCCUGGGGGGUGCUGCUGCAGGAGGUGUUGUUGGAGCUUUCGGGGGACCAAUAGGAGCUGCUGUUGGAGGUUUGGUUGGAGCCGUGGUUGGAGGUGUAGCAGCACUGCAAGCGAAGGGAGUAUGUGUUAUACAGUGAUGAAUUGUUUGAUGCUUUGGCCACAACUUAUUAAACCCUGAUUUUUAUGAAUAACAAAAUAUGUAUCAGUAAUAAAAUAUUUGAUCAUGUAAUUAAUUUGUUAAUAAAUAUUUCAGCCUCUGUGGCUGAGAUGAGGAAGGAAAAACCUUUUUGUCUUUAUUACCAAGUUCUUUGAUUCCUGUUUAUUUCAGUCGCAUGUAAAACUGUCAACAGUCUGAACAAUAUAGUGAAUAAAUGUAAAUAUAACUUGUAGUGUAAAGAACCUGUGAGCCAUCAAUGAGGGUAGAAACUAUUUCUAUCCUCAUUGAAAAAGUGAAACUAUUUCAGUCCUAUUUUCAACAAUAUAUUUUAGGUAAUGGGAAAUCUGAUUGCAUAUUAAUUAAACUGCUCUUUAUUUUCUAAAUCAAAUCAACAAAGAUAUCAGGGGAAAUUUUCAAGCAAUUCUAGUUUUGGUUCAUUUGAUUGUAAAGGAUUCACACAAAGGUUUAAAUAACUUAUGAACAUAAACUGUUUAUUUUCAUAAAACGUGAAAAUGACAGGGUGAACUGAGAGGAUGGACACAUGAAUGUCAUAAAAUGGUUGAUUAAAUGAUCAAAAUACAGACUAAAAUCCUCAACACAAAUAUACUGGGUUUGAUUCCCAACCAUCAGACAUUUGAAACAUAUUUUCCACUUUCAUGUCUUUUUUGGGUGUUUCCUCAGAUUAUCUGUCUCAUAACAAACUGUUACAAAAAGUGACAGUUUGAACAAAUAUGUAAAAAUUUAUUUUUUAAUAAAAGUUACAUGCAUCUUUAA